AUGACCAAUCUGUUCUCUGCAUCUGUGAUAGGAUACCGAAGAGCUUUCAAAAGAAGCCUUUUAUUCUCAGCCUUGUCUUAUUUGGGUUUUGAAACUUAUCAACUCAUUUCCCAGGCUGCUUUGGUUCAUGCCACAGCCAAAGUCUUUAAAGUUGAAGAGAUCCUUGAACAAGCAGACUACUUAUAUGAAAGUGGAGAAACAGAAAAACUUUAUCAGUUGUUAACCCAAUACAAGGAAAGUGAAGAUGCAGAGUUACUGUGGCGUUUGGCACGGGCAUCACGGGAUACAGCUCAGCUUAGCAGCACCUCAGAAGAGGAGAAAAAGCUCUUGGUGUAUGAAGCUCUAGAGUAUGCAAAAAGAGCGCUAGAAAAAAAUGAAUCAAGUUUUGCAGCUCAUAAGUGGUAUGCAAUCUGCAUAAGUGAUGUUGGAGAUUAUGAAGGCAUCAGGGCUAAAAUUGCAAAUGCCUACACUAUCAAGGAGCAUUUUGAGAAAGCAAUUGAACUGAACCCUAAAGAUGCUACCUCAAUUCACCUCAUGGGUAUUUGGUGUUACACAUUUGCUGAAAUGCCUUGGUAUCAAAGAAGAAUUGCUAGAAUGCUGUUUGCGACCCCUCCCAGUUCCACCUACGAGGAGGCCUUAGGCUACUUUCACAGGGCAGAGCAAGUGGAUCCAAACUUCUACAGCAAAAACUUGCUUCUUUUAGGAAAGACAUAUCUGAAGCUACACAACAGAAAGCUGGCUGCUUUCUGGCUGAUGAAAGCCAGGGACCACCCAGCACACACAGAGGAGGAUAAACAGAUACAGACAGAAGCUGCUCAGUUGCUUACAGGUUUCAGCGACAAGAAUUGAGAAUUUUUCAAGGAAAGCAGAUGAAAUAUCUAAGAAACAUUGCCUUUUCAUCAAAUUAUAAAGAUAAUACAUUGACCAUAACUAU
Messenger RNA from Ceratotherium simum simum (southern white rhinoceros), 934 nucleotides. The record is from RefSeq and is a predicted model, not a curated record. NCBI's taxonomy places the organism in Eukaryota, Metazoa, Chordata, Mammalia, Perissodactyla, Rhinocerotidae.